Strongylus vulgaris is the source of this 510-nucleotide messenger RNA. NCBI's taxonomy places the organism in Eukaryota, Metazoa, Nematoda, Chromadorea, Rhabditida, Strongylidae. The record is from the annotation of a GenBank genome assembly.
AUGGUUUGCGAGUCACUCUCUGACCGAUUUUACACAGCCUUAUAUCGAAAGUUGCUUGUGGACGUGCCUCCUUCAAGCUAUAAUCAACUUCUGUUGCUUCUCUUCAAAGUGUUGAAGGUGGAUCCCUCUGAAUAUCGUGUGCGCUCCUUUGUAAAACGGCUGCUCCAAGCCGCCACAUGUGCUACUCCUGCUCUGACUGCCGGUAUUUUAAUACUGAUCUCAAGGCUCUGUGAGACUAGAAAAGGCUUGGUUAUAGUGGAGAAGCACAUUGAUCGCGUAGCGAUACAGAAUGCCAAACUGGGUGAGGAUGAUGACGAAGAACAUUAUGUCGAUAUUGGGACAGACGGCAAACCGAUAGAAGCUGUCAAGAAGGAGGAAUUAACUGUUACAAAUGUUGAAAUGGUAGCAGCGCACCUGAUACCUACGGGCAAAAACUACAGUAACUGCAGCAGGCAAGGGAAGAAACAACGCGAGUACACUUUUCUAUUGCAACAUUCCGAGCGUUUCUGA